GAUUAGUCUUUGUGCGUGCGUCUCUCAGUUUCCGUUCCCGCCGAGCUUCGCACCACCGCCAACAAUGGCUUCCAUUCUCUCGAAGAAGCAAAAAAAGAAGCAGAAGACCACCACGCUUUCUCACCUCAAAACCCUAGGCCACCAGCUUCUCUCCUCCCGGGCCCACAUCAACAACCUUCCGACUCUCCUCUCCUUCGUCUCCUCCUCUUCGCCUCCUCAGUUCGCCCUCGAAUCCCUCCUCUCUCUCCACUCCUUCUUCACCCCCGUCCUCUCCGACCUCACUCCUUCCUCCGCCAAGCUCUCCGCCGCCACGGACGACCCCGACCUCAUCUACCGGACAUGGCUCCGAGCCAAGUUCCACGACUUCGUCAGGUCGCUCGUCGACGUCUCGGUUUCGCCGCAGUCUGAUGAAACUCUCAAUGAGGUUGUCCUGGAUACGUUAAUGGAGUUCGUAAAGCUUGGGAAUGGAGGAAGGUUUAACUCUGCUAUAUACCACAAGCUUAUAUACAGCAUUAUUCACUCUACAAGCCCGGUUGAUUUCGUGUUGGACUUGCUGGUUUCCAAGUAUUUCAAGUACAUUGAUGUGCGAUAUUUUACCUGCAUUAGUGUGGAAAAGAUUUCUAGGACAUUGGAAGAGAAAGGCUUCCCAGGUACAAAUGGCAACAAGGAGAAUCAUUCUAUCGAAAGCACAGAGCACUUAAUUCACAAGAUUCAUCAAGUUUUAUCCCGCAUACCCGCACUAGAAGGAUCAGUUGACAAAAUGGACCAUGAGAUGUGGAGUGAAUCAGGUGAAAAUGAAAACCUUUCCGGAGAGCAGAAAGAAGGCAAAAAGAGGAAAAGCGAGAAGAAUAAUUCGAAGGUUUUGUCUGCAUCAACUAUUGCGAAGAGGAUGAAACUAAAAUUUACUAAAGCCUGGAUUACUUUUCUUAGGUUGCCCCUUCCACUUGAUGUGUACAAGCAAGUUCUUGUCAGUCUCCAUCAGGCGGUUAUUCCUCAUCUUUCUAAUCCCGUUAUGCUAUGCGACUUCUUGACAAAAUCAUACGACAUUGGUGGUGUUAUUAGUGUGAUGGCUCUUAGUAGUCUCUACAUCCUCUUGACACAACAUGGUUUAGAGUAUCCCAACUUCUAUGAAAAGCUUUAUGCACUAUUGACGCCUUCAAUCUUUAUGGCAAAACAUCGGGCAAAGUUUUUUCAGCUUCUUGAUUCUUGCUUAAAGUCACCACUUCUCCCUGCAUAUUUGGCUUCGGCUUUUGCUAAAAAGCUUAGCCGAUUGUCAAUUUCAGUUCCUCCUUCAGGAGGGUUGGUCAUUGUAGCGCUGAUUCAUAACCUUCUAAGAAGACAUCCUUCAAUAAACUGUUUGGUGCACCGGGAAGAUGAUGAAGCUGCUAAAGAAGAUACAGAAGCAGAUAAAAGGGUUUCUGAUAAUGCAGAUGACGCUAGAACUGGGACGGAUGUGUCAGACAGAAAACUAGGCGUUGAUCAUUUUAAUGACGAGGAAAGAGAUCCGAAAAAGUCACGUGCCAUGAGAAGUUCACUUUGGGAAAUUGAUACACUCCGUCAUCAUUACUGCCCUCCUGUUUCAAGAUUUGUUUUGUCACUUGAGAAUGAUCUGACAGUCAGAGCUAAAACAACUGAAAUUUCUAUUCAAGAUUUCAGCUCAGGUUCAUAUUCGACAAUAUUUGGAGACGAGAUCAGACGAAGGGUAAAACAAGUUCCACUAGCAUUCUACAAAGCAACUCCAACCUCAUUGUUUGCUGAGUCUGAUUUUGCCGGUUGGACUUUCAAAUAUGAUGGAAAGAAAAACAAGAAUGGUGGUGCUGAAGAGAAUGAGACCACAGAAGAACUGAAAGAGGGUGAUCAUAAUACGGCAAAACGACCGCGAAUCUGAGUAUUUACCAUUGCACUCCCUUCUGUAUCUCUCUUAGGUGUGCAGAUAUUUCAUGCUUGUUAAUCAUUUCACCUAAGAGAUUUUUCCCCUUCUGGGAUGUUAUAGGUCUUCUAUUAUCUAUUCUUUCCUCAGCAACAAAUUUUGACCUGGCUUCUCCAAUACCAAUAGUGUUGACUUUGCAAAUGUACCUUAUAUUCUCUGAUGAUGUCAUUGCAGCCAUAGUUAAUUUAGUCUGAGUCUU
Messenger RNA from Morus notabilis, 2129 nucleotides. Its product is annotated as nucleolar complex protein 4 homolog. The transcript is spliced from 15 exons. The coding region runs from base 65 to 1888 and encodes 607 amino acids. The record is from RefSeq and is a predicted model, not a curated record. NCBI's taxonomy places the organism in Eukaryota, Viridiplantae, Streptophyta, Magnoliopsida, Rosales, Moraceae. Gene Ontology annotation, cellular component: small-subunit processome; Noc4p-Nop14p complex; nucleolus. Gene Ontology annotation, biological process: ribosome biogenesis.